Molecule: messenger RNA, 872 nt
Organism: Eurypyga helias (sunbittern)
Lineage: Eukaryota; Metazoa; Chordata; Aves; Eurypygiformes; Eurypygidae
Gene: EIF3I
Product: eukaryotic translation initiation factor 3, subunit I
Exons: 9
Biological process (GO): cytoplasmic translational initiation
Cellular component (GO): cytoplasm; eukaryotic translation initiation factor 3 complex, eIF3m
Molecular function (GO): RNA binding; translation initiation factor activity; protein binding
Source: RefSeq, a predicted model, not a curated record
CCACCCCCCCCGCAGAAGCCGAUCCUGCUGCAGGGCCAUGAGCGCUCCAUCACGCAGAUCAAGUACAACCGGGAGGGAGACCUGCUUUUCACCGUGGCCAAAGAUCCCAUUGUCAACGUUUGGUAUUCGGUGAACGGAGAGCGGCUCCCCACCCCCCCACGGGACACCCGGCAUGUGCUCACCGGCUCUGCGGAUAACAGCUGUCGGCUCUGGGACUGUGAGACGGGAAAGCAGCUCGCUCUGGUGAAGACCAGCUCAGCGGUGAGGACGUGCGGCUUCGACUUCGGAGGAAACAUCAUCAUGUUUUCCACGGACAAGCAGAUGGGAUAUCAGUGUUUUGUGAGCUUUUUUGACCUCCGGGACCCCAGCCAGAUCGAGAACAACGAGCCCUACAUGAAGAUCCCCUGCAGUGACUCGAAGAUCACCAGUGCCGUGUGGGGCCCGCUGGGAGAGUUCAUCAUCGCCGGACACGAGAGCGGAGAGCUGAACCAGUUCAGUGCCAAGUCGGGGGAGCAGCUCACCAACAUCAAGGAGCACACCAAGCAAAUCAACGACAUCCAGACCUCCAGGGACAUGACCAUGUUCAUCACUGCCUCCAAGGACAACACAGCCAAGCUGUUCGACUGCACGACGCUGGAGCAUUUGAAGACCUUCCGGACGGAGCGACCGGUGAACUCUGCCGCGCUCUCCCCCAUCUUUGAUCACGUCGUGCUGGGUGGUGGGCAAGAGGCCAUGGAUGUCACCACCACCUCCACCAGGAUUGGCAAAUUUGAGGCCAGGUUCUUCCACUUGGCUUUUGAGGAAGAGUUUGGCAGAGUGAAGGGUCACUUCGGUCCCAUAAACAGCGUUGCUUUUCACCCCGACGGGAAGAG